Molecule: messenger RNA, 1596 nt
Organism: Macrobrachium nipponense
Lineage: Eukaryota; Metazoa; Arthropoda; Malacostraca; Decapoda; Palaemonidae
Product: aquaporin-7-like
Exons: 5
Coding region: 450-1313 (287 amino acids)
Biological process (GO): water transport; glycerol transmembrane transport
Cellular component (GO): basolateral plasma membrane; plasma membrane
Molecular function (GO): water channel activity; glycerol channel activity
Source: RefSeq, a predicted model, not a curated record
UCACAGGUGAUCCCGUGAGAUCCCCGCCCAGCCAUUUGUUUUAACAUUUCAGUCACGUUCUCAAUAUUGUCCUGCUGAUGAGCUGAUGACCCUGACGUCGCAUUUCCAUUGUAUACUUGUGAAGUUUAGAGUUACGUCUUUGUUCAUAAUACCAUUUUGCAGUGACGUUGGUGUUUAAUCAAGUAUAUCGUCAGUGAACACUGAAUGUUUACGAGUUAGCGGACGAAUUAUUCGCGUCUGAAAUUUGAAGGACGCUAAAAACAUUUCUCUGCGCACCCUUUUAAAGAAAAAGAUAAAAACCGAAGUGGACCGCUUAUCUGAAGUAAGGAACGAAGAAGAACAAGAACAAUACCAACAACAAGAAGAGGAGGAAGAGGAGGUAAAGGAAACCACAGGAGAAUAUAGAAAGCAAAGGAGAAAUACAGCGGACUAGAGAAGACGGCGUUACAAUGAAAAUCGUCAAAGUUUCGGCCAGAGAAUUCCUCAGUGAAUUCCUCGGUACAUUCAUAUUGGUGAUGUUUAACGACGGCGCUGUAGCUCAAAACGUGUUUAGCAACGGUAGUAAAGGAGGACCUUUCCCCGCCUACUGGGGCGCGGGGCUAGGGGCAUGCCUGGGCGUCCUCGUCAGCGGAGGAAUCUCCGGAGGGCACAUCAAUCCCGCGGUGACGCUAGCCAUGGCCGUCUGGCGUAAGAUGCCCUGGGCGAAAGUGCCCCACUACUUGGUGGCUCAGUAUGCCGGAGCCUUCGUGGCUUCUUCCGUCUUGUAUGGCGUUUAUUUUGAUGCUCUGGGGCACUUCGAAGCAACCAGGAGCCUGAAGACGGCAGGCAUCUGGGCAACAUACCCAGGAGCAAUCACGAAAGAAGAUGGGACGAUUGUCACUGACUUCUUGACCAACAGCAAUGGUUUUGGGGAUCAGGUAGUUGGCACAAUGCUUCUUCUGAUUUGCAUAUGCGCCAUCACGGACAUCCGGAACGUUGGCAUUCCUGCGUACAUGAUCCCGCUUUACGUGGGGUUGGUAGUUCUGAACAUCAACAACUGCUUUGGGCUGAACUGCGCCAGCGCAAUCAACCCCGCCAGAGAUUUUGCGCCUAGGCUGUUUACCUUGAUUGCAGGCUGGGGCAAAGAUCCCUUUUCCGCCACCACCAUCGAGGGUAUUAUGUGGUGGUGGGUCCCCAUCGUGGCUCCUCACAUCGGGGGAAUCCUCGGGGCUGGCAUCUACGUCUUCUUUAUCGAGCGUCACCAUCCGCUGGAAACUGUCAAACGCCAGACGCGUCGGUGCCUCCAAUGUAAGAAGAGGAAGAGUCGAGAGUGACCGUUGGUUGGGUGAGACUAGUACUACGUACUUGCUUCCCGUUUGAGAGUCAGCGAUAUUCGAGUCCUAUUUUAAGGAUUACGGAGAGCCUGAUAAGGCUUCGGUUUAAUAAAUAGAUAAUUAAAGGUUUUAUUUCAGCUUCGUGAUGUGUCUGCCGAAGAGGGAAUUGAUUUCGAUUGCUGGUUUUGACAGAAUUUAAAGAUCAUUUAAAUUAGGCCGGAAAUUCCGUACUUGGGCUUCAUUGCAGCUCUGCCCAAAUAUAUAUAUAUAUAUAUAUAUAUAU